Molecule: messenger RNA, 2568 nt
Organism: Phialemonium atrogriseum
Lineage: Eukaryota; Fungi; Ascomycota; Sordariomycetes; Cephalothecales; Cephalothecaceae
Exons: 1
Coding region: 120-2411 (763 amino acids)
Source: RefSeq, a predicted model, not a curated record
GCUGCAACCAGAUGACGAUGGCUGUUGGUGGUGCAUGACCCUCACUUUACACCGUCUCGGCUUGGAUCAUCAUCUGCUACAAAGGCCGCCAUAUAAGGGAGAGACCUCAGGCAUCAGGCAUGAAAGUGUCGUUAGGCCUCUUACUAGGCGGUGCUGCAAUCAGCCUGCAGGCGCCGUCGCCGAACGAUGCAACCACGGGACUCGGCCAGGCGGCGACACUCAACUCGCUCGCCCGGGACGUCGAACGGGUCGAGUCGGUCCGCGAAGUGAAGGAUGUGACGGCGACAUUUGCCCAGCUCGCUCAAUUUGGCCGGUAUGCUGACAUGGCCGCGCUGUUCACCGAUGAUGGUGCGCUGUUGUGGGGCAAUGCGAGCGCGAAGGGACCUGAGGCGAUCGAGAAGUGGCUGAGGAGCGAUGCUGGCGACAUGGACGGCAUCAAACCAGGAUCGCUCGACACAUUGGUUGCCGCUACUCCGUUGGUGAACCUAGCGGUCGACGGACGCACAGCUAAAGGCCGCUUUAGUGGUUGGCGCUUCCAGGGUAAUGGAAUCGGGGAGACGAGGAUCCAGGGCGGCAUCUACGAGAACGAGUAUGCGCUCGUCGAUGGCCAGUGGAGGAUCUCGUUGAUGCGAUACUACCCGCUGUACAGUGGCAAGUAUGCCGAUGGUUGGCGCAACUUUGGCGGUGGAGAUCUGGGCACUGUGCCCCCUUUUCACUACACGCCUGAUGAGGCAGGGAUACCUAUCCCUCCGCCAGUUGGCGAGGCACCGGAGACCAAGGCAACGGUGGACGAUUUACAGUACCGAAUCAACAUUUUGAACGAUGAGGAUGAGGUGCGGAACCUCCAACACGCCUACGGUUACUACGUCGACCGUCGAAUGUGGGCCGACGUGGGCGAGCUCUUCGGUGGUGCUUCGGCGGGGAUAACAAUCGACAAUAUCGGAUCGUUUCAAGGCGACGACGGCAUCCAGGAAGCGCUAGAGAAGUGGAUGGGCCCAGCGGGGCUCAGCCAAGGCAUCCUGAACGAGCACCUCAUCUUCGACACUAUCGUCUCUAUUCGUCCAGCCGCUGACCAGGCCGACGAGAUGGCGGAUGCUCGAGGCAUUGAGAUGGCCCUUAUUGGCGACGCCAACAAGACCACGGCGUCUUGGCAGUUCGGCUUCUUCCAGAACACCUUCAUCAAGGAGAACGGUAUCUGGAAGAUGACGAAUAUAACCAUCUCGCCCCUGUUAGUAGCCAACUACUCGACUGGCUGGGGCAAGGGUAGCAACAUGCCAAAGAGCACCAUUGAGCCUGUUUUCCUAGCCGCCACAGGUCGCAGCUCCCGGAAGGCAGACCCGAUCAGCGUUCACGAAGACUUAUCCGAGCUAGAGCGUCGGCUUAACCGCUCGGCCGCCUACGACGGUACCGAGAACGUGUCGAACGGCUACGGUUUCUAUAUCGAUUUCAUUGAUGGCAAAGGUUGUUUCAAUAUGGCCGCUAUACAUGCCAGGAACGGUAACAAGGAAUCACCCUUCGCUGGCUUUUACCAGACCCGCCAACGGGUUCUCGAAGCGUGUACCACGUACUACGGCACCGAGGAACUAAAGAGCCGGUCGGACGUCUCGUUCCAUUGGCGCCCGCAGCCGGUCAUCCACGUCUCGCACGAUGGGCGGUCAUCGAGUUUCCGGGGACGAUUACUACAACCGGUGACCAACAAGAGCAGCGCAGGCAUACUCCGAGGCGCCAUGUACCACGACCAGAUGGUCAUCGAAGACGGCAUCUGGAGGCUGUGGAGCGUGACCAUUGACGAAUUCUACUGGAGUGUAUCGAACUGGAAGGACGGGUGGUCGGGGGUGCCGCCGCGGGCCAAGAACGCCCCCAACCCGCCACCGCGGGACCUGAUCAAGCAGUACCCGCCCGACCUGUUGCUGACGGACAUGGGCGACCCGCGCGAGACAGGAUUCAUGGGCGGUAGCGGGCGGUAUGUCGCAUGGCCCGAGAUCCAGCGCAUGUGGUUCGCAUACCGAAAUCCCGUCACCGGACGGGUACCGGACUCGUACUGGCCGGGCUGUGUGCCGUGCCAGGACAAGCCGGAAUGGAACCUGACGCGGAGCGGGUGGCAGGAGCCGCCAACGGGGCCCACGAUCGUAAGAACCGGGUUUGCGGCCGGCCAGGGGGACGAGCCGAUAAUGGUGACGGUCAACGUCGCCGGGGGCCCGGACGAGCCGGUCGCAGGCCUUGUGACUUUAGAAGGCGCGGGGGUGAAGGCAGAGCACAUGCUGACUGCCGAGGAAGGGGGGAGCGCGACGUUUCCGCUACCACUCGAAUUGUCGGGCGGAUUGCAUCUCAUCACUGCGAGGUUUCUGGGAAGCGAUCGGCUCAAGCCGGGCCAGGAUUCCAUCUCCCUUACGAUACCAGGAGGACUAUAGCUAGGGUAGUAGUAUAAGUUUAUGCCUUAAUUAGCAUACUAUGCAUAUCCAUUGCAUACUUACUGCACACCUGCUGCAUAGGUUAAAGUAGUAGUAGCAUUAGCCUACUUAUGAAGAAGGAAAUGACUAAGGGCAAGAUUUAGGGAGCAUUUUAUUC